Molecule: messenger RNA, 3040 nt
Organism: Marchantia polymorpha subsp. ruderalis
Lineage: Eukaryota; Viridiplantae; Streptophyta; Marchantiopsida; Marchantiales; Marchantiaceae
Source: the annotation of a GenBank genome assembly
CACACACAUUCGACGAGGAGGAGGGAGGAAGGGAGGGGAGAGAAGAGAAGAAGAGCAGCAGCCGCAGUGAGCGAGGAGCAGGGAGGCAGAAAAGUGGAUGACGAUAAAACUGCUGUACUGAGACUGGUGCUUGUCGUUUGCGCUGCUGGGGAGUGGUGUCAGGAGAAUGCAGGGGAGAGAGGAGGCCUGUCCCAGCUCAUUUUAAGCUUGCAACAACUCGAAUCCUCGACACUCAGGACACGAGCCUUUAUUCUCCUCUUACCCAGAUCUUCUCCCCUUGUCUGCUGCCACAUUCUGUGGACACUUCGAGAGAUUGGGAGAGAGACUGUCGCUGAGCUGCUGCGCUUCAGCUGACCUCGAGCUGGACGAGGUGAGUCGAGCUCACGAUCUGCUCAAAGGCCGACAACACUCUCGAAGGAGACACAAAUUUUCAGACCUCCCUCCAUGCAGCGCGUCUCCCACCAGAUCACAUCCGAACGCAGAUCCCGCACAGAUUUCCCACUCAGCCAAACUCCGCUCGGGAACGACCCCCCGCCAUAAGCAGCGACAGCUCAAACUGACCAGCGCGCACACCCCGCACAGAAAACGCAACACUCCAGUGACCUCCACUGCAACAGCAGCUGCUGCAUUCACUCACUCGAUUUCUCGAGCUGCUGGAAGGAGUGAAGUCGCCGCCCGAGCUCAACUUCCCGACUCUCCAAUCUGGGACAGAACACUCGAACGAGAGAGAAGCUGCAGCCCGAGAGCUCAACCGAGCUGAACUGGGAUGAGCUGAACUGAACUGAGCUGAGCAGAGAUGAGCUGAGCUGAAUCGAUUCUGGGCACAGAGCGAUGCACAAACUGGCGAGAAGAUGUGGCAGGGGUGAGCUGAAUGCGGUGGGAGCAGCUGCGAAGUGAGAGAGGAGAGGGUCAGGAGACGGAGGAGAUGGAUUCGAGCUCGGGGGGCGAGGGGAGCUACGGAGGGAGGGAGGGGCCGAGAGUGGUGACAGUGCGCGAGGUGAGCUUUGCGCCCAAUGUGCGGUCGGAGGUGUCAUCACGGUCGGACGAGCCGGAGCUGAUCUCGAUCCCGGUGACACCGCAGGGGUCGACGCCGCCGAGCCAGGCGUCGCCACGCAUCUUCUCGCCAGGAAUUUUGACACCGAGCGGCGCUCAGACGCCCAGGGGGUUAGCGCUGGGCGCAAUGGGCGCAAUGGGCGCGAGCAUUCCGGGAAGCAGCAAGGCGCCGUCGAGCUUGCCGACCCCGAGCCUGCCGACGCCGAAAACGCCGUGGACGCCGGGGCUGCGGUCGCCUCGGUUCCUGGGCACGCCGCUGGCCACGCCCAUGCGCCGCGCUUUUGUGAACAUGAAACAAUAUUUGGAGGACAUUGGCCACUUCACGACGCUAAACCCUCGCGACGCCUGGCUACCGGUGACAGAGUCCCGAAAUGGCAACGUCUUUUACGCUGCCUUCCACACCCUCAACGCAUCAAUUGGCUUCCAGUCCCUCUUCCUGCCCGUGGCCUUUAUGUACCUCGGCUGGACUUGGGGCAGUCUUGCUCUGACAGUAGCAUUCGUGUGGCAGAUGUACACCACGCAUCUCCUCGUCAUGAUGCACGAGUCGGUGCCCGGCAAGCGCCUCAAUCGCUUCAUUGAGAUCGCGCAAGAAGCUUUCGGGCCGAAGCGCGGAUUGCUGAUCGUCAUACCGCCGCUGAUCCAGCUGUCGGCGGGCUACUGCGUGGCUCUGACUAUUCUGGGAGGGAGUGCUCUGCAGCUGUUCUACUCCACGGUGUGCACCGAGUGCUUUUACACCAAAGUGCUCACGGUCAUGGAGUGGUACCUCGUGUUCACGUGCCUGUGUUGGGUCGUGGCCCUGCUGCCCAACCUCAAUUCCAUCUCGUAUGUGUCGCUGGUCGGAUCCAUCAUGGCCGUCGCCUACUGCACUCUGCUCUGGGCCAUCUCGGUCGAUGCAGGCCGCCCCCUGCCCAUCUCCUACGACGCCGUUCGACGUAAGUCGGACCUGGCCACCGCUUUCACCAUCUUCGUUGCGCUCGGCAACGUCGUCUUCGCCUUCAGAGGCCACAAUCUCAUUCCAGAAAUUCAGGCGACCAUGCCUUCCAGCUUGAAGAACCCUGCUCACGUGCCCAUGUGGAGAGGAGUGAGGAUUGCCUUCGUGACGGUGGCCAUCUGCCUCUUCCCCAUUGCAAUCGCCGGCUACUGGGCUUACGGAGACAAGAUGCUGCCGUCGGGGAUCCUAUUCUCGCUGUACCACUACCACGUGAUGGGGGCGUCGAGGGUGCUGAUCGGGAUGACAUUCCUGAUGGUGGCGCUGCACGCGGUGACCACGUACCAGAUCUACGCCAUGCAGCAGUUCGACUUCUUCGAGAUGCUGCAGACGAUGAGGUCGAACCGGCCCGUGCCCUGGUGGCUGCGCCUGCUCUUCCGCUCGGGCUUCGUCUUCUUCAACUUCUUCGCGGCCGUGGCGCUGCCCUUCAUCAGCAGCUUGGCCGGCUUCCUGGGCGGCAUCAGCUCCAUCCCCAUCAGCUUCGCCUUCCCGUGCUUCAUGUGGCUCUGGAUCAAGAAGCCCAGCGUCCGAAGCUUCGACUGGUACCUCAACUGGACGCUCGGCAUCUUCGGCAUCUGCCUGUCUCUGUGCGUGAGCGUCAGCGGCAUCUGGAGCAUCGUCGACACCGGAUUGAGGUUGAACUUCUUCCGCCCCGGAGAAACAUAAUCGCACGCUGCUCGCCGGCAGAACGAAGGAAUUUCUCGAAAUAGAGAUUAGUGCACGAUAGGAACCACCACUUGGGAAAUAGAGAUUAACACAGAGUAGGAAUCACCACUUUGGGAAGAAGCUUAGUUUAGGUGUAGGACGGUCUUCCGGCCUCGUUAUCAUGUAAUGUGAGGAUCAACUCCAAUACCAAUCAUGGAUACGAAGAGAUCAGUGCAGAGGUGUUUGAUGGAUUGUAGAGGUGUUGGAUGGAUUGAUUGUCUGCCACGUGUGGACUCUGUUCAGGAAUAUACACCACCUUUCGAGAAAUAUACUUCGUGCAUUCGGUCAGAGCAC